This is a messenger RNA of Micromonas commoda, 747 nucleotides long. RefSeq lists its product with no specific name. The record is from RefSeq and is a predicted model, not a curated record. Bases 1 to 747 code for a protein of 248 amino acids. NCBI's taxonomy places the organism in Eukaryota, Viridiplantae, Chlorophyta, Mamiellophyceae, Mamiellales, Mamiellaceae. The transcript has 2 exons.
AUGGCGCCGGGCAAGACGCUCAUCACCUUCGACGUCGACGGCACCCUGAUCAAGGCGGUCGGGGCGCACGCCAACAAGUUCCACAAGGACGCGUUCGCGCACGCGUUCAAGAUCGUCCACGGCCUUCACACCAACAUCGACGUCAUCGCGCACCACGGCUCCACCGACCAGCUCGUCAUCGAAUCCGUCCUCAAGCAUCACGGGCUCGAACACGACGUCAUCUGGGCCAAGAUGCCCGAGUGCUGCGACGCGAUGCUGGCGUACGCGUACCAAGCCGCCGCCGCCGGCUUCGCCGCCACCGGGCUGGAGCUCCUCCCGGGCGUGAAGGAACUCCUCUCGCGGCUCGCGGAGAGGGACGACGUCAUCGUCGCGCUCGUCACCGGCAACCUGGAGCGCAUCGCGUGGAUCAAGAUGAAAGCCCUCGGAAUCGAGGGUUCGUUCACCAAACCCGGCGUAGGCGGGUUCGGCAGCGACGACACGAAUCGCGGCGCGCUGGUGCGAAUCGCGAGGAAGAGGUGCGCGGAGAAGCUCGGGUGCGAGGUGCGCACAGCUGUGCACGUCGGCGAUACACCAAACGACGUGAGCGCCGCGGAGUUCGGCGGCGCCAAAGCCAUCGCGGUGACCACCGGCGUGUUCGACGCGGCAUCGUUGUUAAACGCGGCGGGAGAUAAUAAGGCGAACGUGACGGUGAUGGACGGGUUGACGGACGUGGACGCGGUGCUUCGGGCGUGCGGGCUGGAGCCGUGA